This is a messenger RNA of Pleurotus ostreatus (oyster mushroom), 705 nucleotides long. RefSeq lists its product as uncharacterized. Lineage: Eukaryota; Fungi; Basidiomycota; Agaricomycetes; Agaricales; Pleurotaceae. The coding region runs from base 1 to 705 and encodes 234 amino acids. The transcript is spliced from 4 exons. The record is from RefSeq and is a predicted model, not a curated record.
AUGGGUGCCAAAUUCCUCUGCUGCCUUCCCCUUCGCCUGGGUGUCCUCCUUGUCUCCAUAGUGCAAUUCAUCUUAAAUUCACUAGUUGCUGCCAUUAUGUGGUACUCACUAUGGUAUGUACAUGAGAAGAGUCACGAGGACUUAUCGACGCGGACCAAAAUAUGGACGAUCUUGUACGGGGUCAUCUAUAGUGUGGGAGGCAUAAUGGCACUUUUUGGUUUUAUUGGAACAUUGCUCAAGAAGUUCAGUUUUGUUAGCGGCUUCGCCUCGACGCUGUGGUACUUGUUUUUCGUCGAAUUCAUCUGGUCGAUCAUCGCCCUCGUCUUUUGGUUCUUGGAACCCAAGGACCGGUUGUUGCGCAGCUGUCUCAACGGAGCAAAAGAUGACCAGAAAACUAUAGACGCUUGCCAUAGCAUCUUCGACCCGGAGCACAUUAACAGUGCUGGGGUCAUUGCUGGGGUCAUUGCCGUGUUUGUUAUCCCUCUUCUCUUGCAACUCUACGGCUGCUACCUCGUCGGCGCAUAUGCCAAGAAGCUCCAGAAGAAGGAUAUGGAUCGCAACAUGAUCCUUACAACCUCUGGGGGCUUCAAGUACACAGCCGCCGGCACGGACGACGACUCUCGCCCACUUACACAACACGACGGGUUGUACCCAUACAAGGAUACCAACCACUCCUACGGAAACAAUGGCGGUCACCACGCUUAA